Molecule: messenger RNA, 2225 nt
Organism: Mytilus trossulus (common blue mussel)
Lineage: Eukaryota; Metazoa; Mollusca; Bivalvia; Mytilida; Mytilidae
Exons: 7
Coding region: 79-1377 (432 amino acids)
Source: RefSeq, a predicted model, not a curated record
GCAUUUGGCAUCAAAUAUUUAGAUUUCAGAAAGUGUGUACUUCUUGUUAACUGAAUCAUUUAUAUUUCUUCUACAAUCAUGUCAUCAUCUGAAAGUGAAAUAUCAAGGAAGCGUAAAUAUGGUAAAACAUACACUAGUUCAUCAUCUGACCAUGAAAUAUCAAGAAAGCGUAAACAUGGUAAAACAUACUCUAGUUCACCAUGUUCAUCAUCUGACUCUGAAUCUACUGAUGAUAGUACAAGUCAUCCAACUAAAAAGCCCUCAACUUUAUCAUCAGCAUGGACAAUUGAAGAUCUUAACCUACAGUCUGUUUUCUUUGCUGCUGAAAAUUUGCCAAUGGAAACUUUGAUUAGCCUUUUGAAAAAAAGACGAGAUUUAGAGGAUGUACCAAAAAUAGUCAAUACGUUGAUUGGAUUUACUAAAGAAUGUCUAAACUUUACAAUUGAUGAGAGUAUGUGGCAAAUGUGUGAUUUAACAGUUAGACCAGAACAAGAGAAAGGAAUUGAGACUCUGAUCAAUGCAAAAAAACACGUUAGAAUCUUUGCUAAUAAGAUACGAUCUGAAGAAGCACAACUUUUGGAUGAAGAACCAAUUAAUAGAGAAUUAUUUGAAAGAUGGUACUGCAAAGUGGUGGAUUUUAUAGAUCAGGCAAUCCAGUUGCUAAACUUGUUGAUUAAUGAGGCUUUGGACAACAUUGAACAUAAAAAGAAAACUAGCCAACUCCAUAUUAAAGAAGGCUCAUUCACUUAUCUUUUAAUGAAGUUUACAGAAAUAUGCUUUCUUAGUCCAGAACCUGGCAUAGGAGCUAGAACUGACUUGUGGAUUAGAAAUAAAAGAGUUGGAUGCCUUCCUAACAUUCGUUACUGGCAGCAGACAUCAAUGCCAAGCAGAAACAUAUUGAUAAUGUUAGCAGAAGUGAAAACUGCAGCAUUUAGGAACUCAGAACAUACUGAGGAGAGUGAAGUCAGUAAAAGUGAAGAUACAAUUUCAGCAUGUACAAUUGAAAAUACCACAUCUUCAAGUGAUGAAAAAAAGCCAAACAAAGCACCAUGGAUUCACAGUAAAGUUCAACCUGAUGUUCUAGCUCAGCUUGGAUGUGAAAUGCUUGCUGAAUGCCACAACUCAAUAUUUGUACCUGAAAUUCUAGGCAUCAUGUGCAUGAAAACCAAGGUUAUCUUCAACUACCUCCAGCUUUCAAACAAACAUUUUAUGGCUAUAAAAAGAUCUGAAGAUAUAGUAAAUAUGCGAUCACAUAUACAAUACACACAAUUAUUUGAUAUAAUGAAAGCAGACCAUAGGAAUGAACUUUUGGAUUUAUUAUUCUGGUUAGGAUGUGUACAGAAAAAAGGAUUACAAAACCAUUAUAUUCUGAGCUAAUAAACAUGAUAAAAGCAAAGGAAAUCUGAAUCUCUCUUGCAACAAUCAUCACAAAUGGCAAGUUUUAUUGACCAUGUUGUUGGUGGAACGGUGUUUUCUUAAAACUUUGUUCCAAAUUAUCUUACUCAUUGGAAUGAAAAGAAAUACAGAAAAAGACAAUACCUUUGACAUGUUGGAGUCACUGUUUCGACUUUAUUUGCCUGAAAAAUACAAGGAGGAGAAAGAUCUGUUUAGUAAACUGUGUACAGAAAAAAGGAUUGCAAACCCAUUAUAUUAAUAGCUAAUACAGGCAAAGGAAAUUUUAAUCUCACUUGCAACAAUCAUCCCAAACGAAAUUGUCCUUUUAUACAAGCCUGACAAGUUGUAUUGACUGUUGAAUGGUGUUUUCUUAAAACUUUGUUCCAACUCAUCUUAUUCAUUGGAACUAUAGGGAAGUAAAAGAAAUUUGAAAAGACAAUAUCUUUCACAAAUUUUAGUAACUGUUUCGACUGUAUUUACCUGAAAAUUAUUAGAAGGAGAAAGAUUUGUUUAAAAAACUUUGUACAGAAAAAAUUAUUACAAAACCAUUAUAUUCUGAGCUAAAAGAGACAAAGGAAAUUUAAAUCUCACUUGCAACAAUUAUCACACAUAAAAUUGUCCUCACAAGCAUGACAAGUAUUAUGGACAGUGUCCCAUAGAAUAGUGUUUUACUAAAACUUGUUCCCAUUUAUCUUAAGUUUACUCAUUGGAACUAAAGGAAAUAAAGAAAACUGAAAAGACAAUAUCUUUGAGUCACUGUUUUUCACUUGAUUUUGCUGAAAAAUAUAAGAAGCAAAAAGGUUUGUUUAAUAAACUUAUUUCAAAACCAA